GUGAGCCCAGUUCCGGUGUGUGCGGAUACGAACGUACCGUCUCCCUCCAGUCUAAAUGCAGGAGCUCUUUUUAUAUCACAGACGCAAGGGCACGAAGCGGGAGACGCGGGGAAAUAAGUGUCGCGCGCAUACGAUAUCACUCGCCGCUUUCGGCUCCUAUGGAGUUUCACUGGCCGGGAGAGAAUUGAAUAUGUGCCAUGGAGGACUGCUUACACACGUCUUCUGAAAAUCUGGCUAAGCUUGUUAGUUGGGCCCAUAGCCAUGGAACAAUCUGCAGCCUUAUUCCCAACCUGAAGCACUUACUUUCAGAAGGGUCCCAUGGAACCCUGACUGCCAUGUGGGGGUGCAGUGCCGGACAUGCUUACCACUGGCCUCUCACUACUACCUGCCGGGCUGGCUCCCAAGAGCGUGUAUGUUAUCAAGACAGUCGCAGUUUUAACUCUGACAGCUCAAGUAUCCUUGGUGUGCCAUCUGAGACACAGCCUAGCCCAGGGGAGAGGUUCUCUGGAAGAACCAACAAAGGUAAGCUGGACUGUAAUCAGACCAGAGACUCGUGUGACUUUUCAUACUGCAGUGAGCCUUCUGAGGCAGAUGAUGCUGUAGAUGAGUAUGAGGAUGAGAAUGCCUUGUUUGAUAUGGUUUGUGAGUCUUCGGUAACAGAUGAAGACAGUGACUUUGAAUCCUCAAUGCAGAGACAACACCUACAGAAUGUUUCUCGCAAGAGAGUCAAAUCAGAUCCUCCAAUUUCUGGACUGUUAAGCAGCGGUUCUUGUGAAAAAUCAGAAGAUGUAUGUGGUAAUGGUGGGGCUGAUCUGAUUGUUAAGAAAAUAAAGCAAGAGUUGCCAGAGGACUACUACAUUGUGGCCAAUGCUGAGCUGACAAAGGGAACGGAUGGUCCAAGUUUAUCUCUUACCCAGACACCAAAGCAGAAAUCUCAAGCUGUUGCCUCUGGACCCCCUUCUCAAGCAGUGCCUCAGAAGCCAACCACAUUAGCCUCUCCUUCCCUGUCAAUUGAAACAGAUUCUGCAAAUGUUUCCAUCACUUCCCCUUGUAGCAUUUCUCAAGUUCCAGUUCCAAAGCAAACCAGACCCCCAGUAGCAAGUCAUGGAAGACAUGUAAUGAAUGUUCAUGCUCCUAGUCAGCCAGUAAGUCUUCAGAUGCCCAUCAGUACUUCUUCAGGUACAAACCAGCCAAUCAACAUUCCUUUAUCAGCCCUACAGCUUCCAGGACAGGACGAUGAUGUCCCCACAGACAACCCAGUAAAGCCGUCUCCAAAAUCAGUCGCAUCCUAUGAUGGAGCUUUGUCACCUUUGGAAAACAAUGAGUUGGAGGUCAGUUCCAGCCAGCAGCAGAGAAGUGUUUCUCAGGCAUCAGGUACUGAUGUCAGUGCUGAAGCAGCCUUAGACAUUGAUGAAAGACAAGCUGAAGCAAACAGGGAACAAAAUGAGAAAACUAUACGAAGCACUCAGACAGCACUUCGAAAUUUUAGAGAGUUCCUCAUUUCCAAGUACCCAAAUGAAAACCGUGAAAUUUAUGUGAUUCCUUGCAAUGAGCUGGAUGCUUACUUGGCUUCAUUCUUUGUGGAUGCCAGACAAAAAGAUGGAUCUGAAUAUGAGCCAAACAGUUUAGCCAACUACCAAUGUGGAUUAGAACGUUACCUCAAGGAGCAUAAGUAUGGCUACAGCAUUACAAGAGACAAGGAAUUCAAACGUUCCCAGGAGGCACUUAAACAAAAACAACUAGAGCUCAAGUUCAAAGGUAAAGGAAACAAGCCCCAUAAGUCCAUGAAGCUCACCUUUGCAGAUGAGUUGAUACUGCGAAAAAGAGGCUUGCUGAGCCGCUUCAACCCAGAAGGACUGCUUAACCUUGUAUGGUUGAAUAACACUAAGGCAUUUGGCCAUUGUACGGGCUUCCAUGGCUCCACUUUGAAAUGGGGCGACAUCCGCCUGCGAGUGACUGAGACAGGACUGGAGUACCUUGAGUGGACUUGCCUGGACUCUACGGACUCUAAUUCCAAAACUAAAAGGGCUGUGACUGAGUGUCGCAUCUAUGCCACUCCACACUCACCUCAAACCUGUCCUGUGCAGGAUUACAAGGAGUACGCACAGAGGAGGCCACCUGCCAUGCGGUAUGAAGAUGCCCCUUUCUACUUGUCCAUCAAACCUGUUGUCAAUCUAGCAGCCCUCCACUGGUAUAACUGCCAAGCCCUGGGUAAGAAUAAACUGGCCAAAAUGGUUAAAACAAUGUGUGAGAAGGGCAACAUACCAGGAAGAAAGACCAACUUUAGUGUAUACCAGAGCUGCAGCACUCUCUCUGAAGCGCAGAGUAACCAGUUAGUACUCAUCUGUAACAACCUGAGCCAGCAGGCUGCUCAGUCCAUGGCCUCCCACUCCAGUGGCACUAAUUUUGUCAUUGCUGGCUCUUUUGACUCUUCUUCAGAUACAAUUUGACUGCUAUUUAAAAUGACUGACUGAUAUAUCUUUGUCUCCCCUACUGUUAACUGCAGUGUUUUGUGUGACCAGUGAUCAUUCCAUCAUUGUUUUUAAGUGGUGUUUGUUACAAAUAAUCAGAAGUGCAUCUAAUCUCUGUUACCAUGUAGAAAGUCACCAACUUUUGACAUUUUUCAGCUUUUUUAUCAUUCUGUCGUCCCUGAAAAGAAAAUUAUCCAAAUCUACUUCUUCUUAUAAGCUGUCUGCAUAAAUGAUCAUGUUAAAAGUGUCAUACAAAAUGUUUUUAUACUAUACUACAAGCAGCUGCACUAUUCAUGUCGUCAAACUGUGUGUUAACCACUGUUCUUUGGAAUGAUGCAUUAAAGAAGGAGCACUUUACCAUGAAAACCAGGAGAGUAUUUAGAGGGAAAAUGGCCUUAUUUUAUCUUCUCUUUUAAUAUAUCACAAACUAUACAGUCUUGUGUUCAACGCCAAGUGUCUUGUGCAUCCAACAUAAUGUAUGGCACGAGUCUGACGUAUUAUACUGUGUGUAUAUGAGUGUGUUCAUAACUGUGCCUUUCCAUAAAUUACCAUCCCAUCCACAGUUGGUCCCUGUCUCGUGGCAAUGGAAGGAAGGCCCUGUUCACACGUGUAUUUAAAAUUGAAUGCCAACUGUGUUUUCCAUAGCAGUUUCUGUGAAUGCAAUGGAAUAUUUAUGUUCAGUAUGGCCAAACCACUUUUGAGGAGUAGUGUUGUGAGUAGAGUUUAAACACUCCUCAAGGCUUUGAACAGUUCACUAUAUUUUGUUAAAUCUUCAGUCAAGAAAAUCAUGGUGGCUUUGGGUUUUAAAAGAUGGUGAAUGAAUUCAUGUGUAAAUUUGUAAAAUGUUUCCUUUUUUCUUUGUCUUACUUAACAAAAUGUUCUGACCACUUGUUGCUCCUUUCCUCGGUUCUGCUGAACUAGCACUUCUUCAGAUCUAUUAAGUUUAUUUUUUAUUAAGCACUCUUCAUUGAGUGCAGACACAAGAACACUGACAAGUUCACACAAACAUACAAAUGUAAACUUUGCAACUAACUAAUUAAAUAAUUAAUAUAUAUAUAUAUAAAACACUGAUUUGUUUAAUGCAGAAAAGAAAACAAAGUAGUUUGAAACUGAUUAACAUAGUUAAUGGAGCCCAGCAAUAUCUGUCCAUUAAAUAAUUGUUGAUCAGUGUCUUGCUGCAAAUUCUAAAGUUUUAGUUAAACACAAAAAAGAGUUGCCUUCUGUUGUUCAUGUCUUUUGAUUCUGACAGUUAAAUACAAUGGGGAUUCGGACAGUUUUGUCCUACUUUCAACUUUGCCUGGUGCAAGGUAGAAUCCAUAAAGGUUUAUGCUGCUGCAUCAUACCUCAACAAUUCUGGGUUUGAAUCCUGGCCUGGACACAAUCUGCAUGGAGUUUGCACGUUCUACUCCCACAUUCCUGUAUGUUCAGUUACAGUAACUGGCAGCUUAGUGUGAGUGUGCCCUGUGAAGGACGGCCGCUCUGUUCUGGGUUCUUUCCUGUAUUGCACCCUAGGCUGCUGGAACAAACACCCGAUCCUUGUGACCCUGAACUGUACAAGUGGGUUUGUAAGUGGAUGGAAGGACCGAUUUAUGCAUUUAUUUUUAUUAACAUUUUGAUGAACUUUGUUCCUCUGACCCUUUUGCUUGAAAAAAACAUAUGCAAUGUGAACAGUCCACAAUACAUGAAAAAAUCAAUUGUGAACAAAUUUUGUCUAAACAGUUUGGAGAAGUAUGGUGUGAACAGGGCCAAGAAUUAAAUCAAACAAAAGAGAAAAUGAUGUAGUUGGGCAGGGAUGUGUGCCACACUUCUCUGCUUUUUUCCACAACUUCCAUGUCUGUGUAUGAUAUCCUGUUUAUGAGUAUAAGAUACAAGUAUAAAUAAGACAAAGUAGAUAAAUAAUCAUGACCAUCAUCUUUUCAUUUUUGGCAUUCUCCACUAAAGAAACAAUCACACGAACGUUGUCCAAGAUUGCUUUGAAAAAAAGAUAAUGGAAAAAUACCUGAUUAUCUGAAUGGAAAUUUGUUUUUGCCAUUGUAAGAAAAUAGUGAAUUCUUGCCAAGUUAAUAUUGUUAAAUGGUGUGCCUAAAAAGUCUAUUAGCACAAAGUUAACUGUGGAUUGUUUUGUAUUGUAUGUGUUGUUCUUUCAUUUGUCCAUCAAAUUAAAAAAUUUUUCAGAUUUUUUAAUUUGCUUUUGAUCUUUGCCGUUUUUAUUCAUUUGUCUUGUGGAAGCCAGCAUAAUUUAUUCAGUGUGCAUCACAGAAGAUUUUAUGUGCCAGGACGUGCUUAGAUUAGGUCUGACUAAAACUGACUUUUUAAAAUACAUUGUUAGCUUGAGCAUGUGGUUGCUUAUAUGUGCUCUAAAGUUGUCCAAUGAGGUGGAAUAAAAGGCGUACAUAGUACUUUGGGAAAGCAACAAAAUGUCAGCUUCUCUAUAAAUUGGCAGCCAAAACAUUUCUGAUGUUACCAAGCACUUAAUUGUAGUGUUGUGCUCAAAUAGCACCAGACGUCACUGUGUCACAAGGCCCCUGUCCAGCAUGAAGUGUCAGUCAAGUACUGUUAGAAGUUGCACAGUGGUUAGAAUUGCUGCCCCAAGGACCCAGCUUACUAAGUUUGAGCUCUGAGUCCAGGUGUGGUUCAUGUGGAGUUUGCAUGUUCUCCUCAUAUUUGCAUGGACUUUGUUUUGAUUUUUCAUUUGCAUCACUAAAAAAGGCAAGUUAUGUUAAUGUGGUGCAAUAAAUUGGCCCUGAGCGAUGGUGAGUAGGGGCUGAAAUGGACUGGUUCAGUGUCCAGAACUGGUGUCCUGCCUUGUGCCUCAUGCUGCAGGGGUUGGCUCCAGCCCAGUGACUAUGAAUUGGAGAAAUUAUGUUUUUUAUAUUUAUCAAAACAUCUAAAGUCUCUUUAUAUCCCAAGAACAAACAAAAUCUUCUUUUAAUCGAUUAUUGAGUGCCUGUACACUUCUGAA
Polypterus senegalus (gray bichir) is the source of this 5433-nucleotide messenger RNA. RefSeq lists its product as uncharacterized. Lineage: Eukaryota; Metazoa; Chordata; Cladistia; Polypteriformes; Polypteridae. The transcript has 3 exons. The record is from RefSeq and is a predicted model, not a curated record. Bases 198 to 2450 code for a protein of 750 amino acids.